CGCGCUGGGGAACGUCCUGUGACGUGUCCGCUACGUGCGCUUUAUCAAGCGUCUUCCCGCGCGGCAACCUCCCCAGUCUGUCUGCUCCUCGGCGGUGGCUGCUGUCUUGGUCUCUUACGCCUUAAAGCCCAGCAUUCGAAUUCACUGCCAUGUCCUCUGAAGAGGGGAAGCUCUUCGUGGGAGGGCUCAACUUCAACACCGAUGAGCAGGCUCUGGAAGACCACUUCAGCAGCUUCGGGCCUAUUUCUGAGGUGGUCGUUGUCAAGGACCGGGAGACUCAGCGAUCCCGGGGUUUUGGCUUCAUUACCUUCACCAAUCCAGAGCACGCCUCAGAUGCCAUGAGAGCCAUGAAUGGAGAGUCUCUGGAUGGUCGCCAGAUCCGUGUGGACCACGCAGGCAAGUCGGCCCGGGGAACCAGAGGGGGUGCCUUUGGGGCCCAUGGGCGUGGUCGCGGCUACUCCAGAGGUGGUGGGGACCAGGGCUAUGGGAGUGGCAGGUAUGACAGUCGACCUGGAGGAUAUGGAUAUGGAUAUGGAAGGUCCAGAGACUAUGGUGGCAGAAACCAGGGUGGUUAUGACCGCUACUCAGGAGGAAAUUACAGAGACAAUUACGACAACUGAGAUGAGGCAUGCACACCUAAUUGUAGAUACACAAGGAAUAAAACUUCUUCUGAUCCAGGAUCAUCCCUCCAAAUGGCUGUAUUUAUAAAGAUUUUUGGAGCUGCACUGAAACAGCUGUUUUAGUAUGUCAACUUCUGUUUUUGAAUUGAGCUCCCAAGGUAGCUUGUUAAAGACCUUUUAGAAAGCUCCAUGUGUUUUUUACAGUUUUUCUCCCAUUUAAAAACAAAUUCUGGAACGUUUGUAGAGUGUGGGUAUUUUUCCUUUUACCAGUUUUUUAGUUUGGGCUCUCAGGAUUGUUGGUCUGACAAAAAAUGUUUGGCCAGACUUAUGUUUUAAAAAAUCAUGUGCGUCUAGGAACAUUGUAAAAACGUGUGCACAAUGUUUAUCAUGGUUUGGAAGCAAUUUCUGAAUGUAACUAUAAGAAUCAAGAACAUGAUUACUUGGAGAUGUUUUUUACUCAAGAUCACUGCCCUGGUUAUAUAGAAGUUUCUUAAAAAUAUUUGUGAAUGUCAUUUUUUUUUCUAAUACUGGAAGAAAAAAAAUAUUCUGUUGUGUCUCAUGUAGUGUUUAGGAUGUCCUUCACGGAGAUGAUUAAAAAGUUGAAACCUGAAAACAA
Molecule: messenger RNA, 1236 nt
Organism: Equus quagga
Lineage: Eukaryota; Metazoa; Chordata; Mammalia; Perissodactyla; Equidae
Gene: RBM3
Product: RNA binding motif protein 3
Exons: 7
Coding region: 150-620 (156 amino acids)
Biological process (GO): positive regulation of mRNA splicing, via spliceosome; regulation of translation
Cellular component (GO): spliceosomal complex
Molecular function (GO): RNA binding; ribosomal large subunit binding
Source: RefSeq, a predicted model, not a curated record